CGACGCGUUAUUUGCGCAUUUGACAGGUAAGGGCGCCCUGCGAAAAUUCCUGGUCGGACUUAAAGUGUGAGAGCAGAAGUGUUCGAGAAGCAAAGUGAAAGUGCACGAUGAGACGCGGCGAAGAGGAGAGGAAGAAGUCGGACACCACGUUACCGCUUGUGCCCACGGCGUGAAUUAUCCCGAGUCCACCAUGGAGGAGAAGUUCAACAGACUCAUCAUCAUCCCGGUUGCGGCGGUGCUCUUUUUAAUGAUCGGCUACCAAUAUGUGUGCCCGGCGGACAGCAACACAUGCUACUUCAAAAGUGACGAGAAGGGAUUAUUCCAGCGCUAUUCAUCCAGGUAUGACUUAGUUUACGCGGAGCCGGAGGCGGACGAGGACCUUCCCUCCAAAAUCACCUCCAAAUUCAACUUCACGGAGCGGGACCUCGACAGGCACGUCGACUUCGACAUCCGAGGGGACGAUGUGAUCGUGUUUCUGCACAUACAGAAGACAGGCGGGACCACGUUCGGGCGGCACCUGGUCAAAAACAUCCAGCUGGAGCAGCCGUGCGACUGCAUGCCCGGCCAGAGGAAGUGCACGUGUCACCGGCCCGGGAAAGCCGAGUCGUGGCUCUUCUCCCGGUUCUCCACGGGCUGGAGCUGCGGGCUGCACGCCGAUUGGACCGAGCUCACCAACUGUGUACCCAUGGUGAUGAACAAGAGGGACAAGAAGAAUGCGCAGAUGAGCAAACGGAACUUCUACUACAUCACCAUGCUACGCGACCCGGUGUCACGCUACCUCAGCGAGUGGAAACACGUGCAGCGUGGCGCCACAUGGAAGACCGCCCUCCACAUGUGCGACGGCCGCUUGCCCACGCAGGACGAGCUCCCCGCCUGCUACAGCGGCGAAGACUGGACCGGAGUGACCCUGGCAGACUUCAUGAACUGCCCCUCCAACCUGGCCAACAACCGGCAGGUCCGCAUGCUGGCCGACCUCAGCCUGGUGGGCUGCUACAACAUGUCGUUCAUGAGCGAGCUGGAGCGCGGCCGCGUGCUGCUCGCCAGCGCCAAGGCCAACCUGCGCAACAUGGCCUUCUACGGCCUGACGGAGUUCCAGCGCAAGACGCAGUACCUGUUCGAGCGGACGUUCGGCCUGCGCUUCAUCCAGGCCUUCACGCAGAUCAACAGCACGCGCGCCGCCAGCGUGGGCAUCAGCGAGAAGGUGCGGUGGCGCAUCGAGGGGCUGAACGCGCUCGACGUGGAGCUGUACGAGUACGCCAAGGAGCUGUUCCUGCGGCGCUACCAGUACAGCCGGCAGCGGCAGCACCAGGAGGAGCGGCUGAGGAGGCGACAGGAGAGGCAGGAGAGGCAGCAGAGGCAGCGGCUGCACAGGACCCAUCUGGCCGAGCUGUGGAGACAAGGAGGAGGCGAAGAGGACGAGGAGGAGGGAGAGGACGGCAAGGGGCCAGAGGAGGUGGCCACCACAGAGGACUACAGCAGCCAGGUGGUGCGGUGGUGAGGAGGAAAAAGCGCCGCAGACCCAGUAACAGGAACUAAAAGCACCAGUGCACUGACUGAUAACCGUUUGAUUCAUCGUGUUUUACUCUCCUCCCUCC
Molecule: messenger RNA, 1595 nt
Organism: Myripristis murdjan (pinecone soldierfish)
Lineage: Eukaryota; Metazoa; Chordata; Actinopteri; Holocentriformes; Holocentridae
Product: heparan-sulfate 6-O-sulfotransferase 3-B-like
Exons: 2
Coding region: 191-1498 (435 amino acids)
Cellular component (GO): membrane
Molecular function (GO): heparan sulfate 6-sulfotransferase activity
Source: RefSeq, a predicted model, not a curated record